Molecule: messenger RNA, 918 nt
Organism: Psilocybe cubensis
Lineage: Eukaryota; Fungi; Basidiomycota; Agaricomycetes; Agaricales; Agrocybaceae
Exons: 19
Coding region: 1-918 (305 amino acids)
Source: RefSeq, a predicted model, not a curated record
AUGGACAGGAUCGCAUACAAGGCUCUGGUUGGCGCACUAUGGUCGCUGGAAAUGGUGGAUCAGAUCUUCAUUGCGUAUUCCUUGUACUACUACAUGGUCUCAAACUACACGAAUCCUGCAGUGCUGACUACAGGUCGCAUAAUUUGGUCUCUCAUUCUUCAAAUCGUCAUGGGGUGUCUCGUUGGGACUAUUGUCAAAUGGCAAGUUCUUUUUCGCGCGAUAGUUUUAUAUAUUCUUACCGAUGCCAUAAAGUUGCUUCGCCAUGCGUGUGUGGAGAUUAAACACAAUCACUAUAUCACUGGUGGGAUUAUCCUCAUGAUUCUCGCCCAAUUCGGACUUGCCAUUCUUUACUGCAUACGGGCCUUCCAACUGCGAACCUUGCUCGAUGUACAUACUCUUAGAACAGUCGCGAGUUUGGCACUUGGUGCUGGUCUCCUAACAGACUUUGUGAUAGCAGCUGCUUUGUGUUUUUGCCUCCAGAAAAUGCGAACGGGGAUACGCAAGGCCGAUACACUUGUAAACACGCUCAGUCUUUACGCUGUCAAUACAGGAGCACUAACGGGUGCCAUCAGUUUGGUGACCCUCGUUUUGUACAACAUCUCACCUGACACCUUUUGGUUUAUGGCCUCAUAUUUUACCCUUGGAAAUUUAUACGCGAUUUGUUUUAUGGCUGCCUUGAAUACUCGAAAGGUACUGAGAGGAAAGGGAACCGACCAGGAAGGAAAUACCAGCAAUACCAGCAACAUGCAGAACACGUUUUUCAUGGUCACAAACGGUGGCCGCAUACCGCGUCCGUUGGAGUACAGCUCGUCUCAAACGAAGAGUAUGGAAAUUGAUAUACAUCAGGAAGUGUCAGUGAGAAUGGAUAUAGAAAAUGCCCGCCAGGAUAACUCUUUCCAUUUAGGCUUUCAGAAGUAG